Molecule: messenger RNA, 1771 nt
Organism: Megalops cyprinoides (Indo-Pacific tarpon)
Lineage: Eukaryota; Metazoa; Chordata; Actinopteri; Elopiformes; Megalopidae
Gene: pou3f2b
Product: POU class 3 homeobox 2b
Exons: 1
Biological process (GO): regulation of transcription by RNA polymerase II; brain development
Cellular component (GO): nucleus
Molecular function (GO): RNA polymerase II cis-regulatory region sequence-specific DNA binding; DNA-binding transcription factor activity, RNA polymerase II-specific
Source: RefSeq, a predicted model, not a curated record
AUGGACGGGCAGUUGUGAGGGGCAACAACGUCUAUCAACCAUUUGUAGCCAAUGAAUUGCGGAGCAAGGCGGAGCUCAGGUGCGCGCCGCUGCGUCCACUUGGCGAAGAGCCUGGGAGACGCCUGUGGCAAAAAAGUAACUGUCAAAUGCGCGGCUCCUUUAAUAAGAGCGAUCAGUCCGGCUCCGAGAGUCAUGGCGACCACAGCGUCUAAUCAUUACAAUAUCCUCACCUCCAGCUCGUCCAUCGUGCACUCGGAGCCCGGGAGCAUGCAGCAAGCGACGGCUUACAGAGACGCACAGACUCUGUUGCAGAGCGACUACUCACUGCAGAGUAACAGUCACCCGCUCAGCCACGCACACCAGUGGAUAACGGCGCUGUCACACGGAGAGGGGGGUCCGUGGUCCUCCAGUCCUCUUAGCGAACAAGACAUAAAGCCCACUGUGCAGAGCGGUAGAGAGGAGCUGCACAACUCCAGCAGUUUGCAGCACCAGCCGCGACCGCCCCAUCUUGCGCACCAGCCGCAUGGGACCCACCAGGACGCGCGGGCAUGGAGAACGACCUCAGCUGCGCACAUACCGAGCAUGGCAACCCCUAAUGGACAGAGCCUUAUCUACUCCCAGCCUGGCUUCAGCGUGAACGGCUUGAUUCCGGGAAGCGGACAGGGAAUGCACCAUCACACCCUCAGAGACUCCCACGAAGACCAUCACAGCCCGCACCUAAGCGAGCAUGGACACCAGUCCUCUCAGCAUCAGCACCAGCAACACCAGAGCCACCACGAACACUCCGAUGAGGAUACGCCAACCUCGGACGACUUGGAACAGUUUGCCAAGCAGUUUAAACAGCGCAGAAUCAAACUGGGCUUCACGCAAGCGGACGUCGGACUAGCUUUGGGCACACUAUAUGGAAACGUGUUUUCGCAGACCACGAUCUGCAGAUUCGAGGCCCUACAGCUGAGCUUUAAGAACAUGUGUAAGCUCAAACCUUUGCUGAACAAGUGGUUGGAGGAAGCGGACUCUACCUCCGGGAGUCCGACCAGCUUGGACAAGAUCGCUGCGCAGGGCAGAAAGAGAAAGAAGCGGACCUCCAUCGAGGUGAGCGUGAAGGGGGCUCUGGAGAGUCAUUUCCUAAAGUGCCCCAAACCAGCUGCUUCGGAGAUUACUUCACUGGCGGACAGUCUUCAGUUGGAAAAGGAGGUGGUUAGGGUUUGGUUUUGUAACAGAAGACAGAAGGAGAAACGGAUGACGCCUCCCGGCGGACCGCUCCCGGGUAACGAGGAUGUGUAUGGAGACACGCCGCCACACCAUGGGGUCCAGACACCGGUCCAGUGAAUAAAUACGCACUGCUCAAACUGUUUUUUGACUGUCUCUGUUUUGAUUCCUCCUGUAAUGAACUCUUAAGCACUGGACUAUCCUGAGCGAAAGCGGGUGCUUUGUGUUUGACUGUACACGGGAAGCCCACAAGCAAAGUGAGUAUCACAACAAGGUAAAUAACAACAGCCACUGAGAUGUUCGUGUUCCUAAAAAGCUAGGACCAGACGUUGUGUAACGAUAUGCCUAACACUGUGACACCGCACGGUUUUAAGGUGUAGCCCCAUUGUGGAAAGAACACUUUGCGUGUGGGAAGUAACGCCUAGAACAGCCUCGAGGUACCUUUACGGUUUACAUAUCUUGCUUUUAAUCGUUGCAUAAUUUUGUACAGAAUCCAAAUCCGUGACCUGUUCAGUCAAAACGGCCGCAGGAGCCGCAUUCGGUAAAUAACCCCCAUCUUUUC